AUGCAGCGCUCAUCUUUACCACCGCCGCCGCCAUCCCUUCCCCAGAACUCAAAUUCUUCUGCCUCUGGAUCCAACAGCAUGUACCAAUAUCAACAGCCAAGUGCCUCCUACGCUUAUCCCACAUACCACAGCCCUCACUAUGCUCAAGCAUAUUACCAACCGGCUAUGGUGCAAUCAGCUGGGCAAUAUAAUAACUCUUUUGCUCCCACAGGUACCAGCACAAGCCGAACAUUUGGUGCCAGUACAAGAGGACUUAAUGUGUCAACACAAAGCAUGUCAUCUUGGUACCAGGGUGGAACCCACCGCUGCUCUCACCCAGGCUGCUCAUUUAUGGGCUCACAUAAAAGUGUCGAGACACACAUGAUGGACAGGCACCUCAUUUUCCCUGUGGGUUGGGAAAAGCGAAAGAUGAAGGACGACUGGGACGCUGACCCCAGCUUGAAAGGGAAGACAAUCCCAAUUCAAGGAACAAAUGUUGUUCUGGACACCCCAGAAGUUAUCGAUGCAUGGAUCGAAGAGCGCAAGAAGCGUUUUCCUACGGCUGCCUACGUCGAAGACAAGAAACGCAAGAGGGAAGAAGCCAUUGCGCGGGGCCAGCUUGACAUGAUUGACACCGGCGGCCGUCAGAACAAACGCCAGAAGAUCGAUAAUAAUCAUAAUCACAAUCCCCGCAACGCUGCUCAUGGCAAUAAUGGCAGGAAUGCGUUCCAGGGACGGCGUCACGGUCAAUUUUCUGGUGAUCACGGAACGCAGGGGUCUGGGGCACGUUCAAGGGUGCCAGACGCUGGAUGGCCCCGGAACGGCAAAACUGAAGCCAAAGAGUCUGCCCCAGAAACGUCUAAACGGGUACCUUCACCCUCACCCAGCUGUCCUUCUGAUUCUGAUCGAGAUGACGAUUGCGGAGAUGAGCCCGAGAUAUUUUCCUCGAAGGCUUCAUUGCCUCCCAUACCAUCCCAAAUCAAAGAAGAACCUUCCAAAUCCGAUGGCGGCUCAGAGCCUCUACCUCCUCAACUUCAGAUGAACAAAGACUUGGUUCGACCGAAGAAAACCCUGCCUCUCCAGCCUCGACAAGCGCCGCACAAUCAGUUUGCCUCGAGGCCCUCGCUUCUACGGAAUCUACUCCUUCCUGAGAUCCGAGCAACCAUUUCUAACCUUUCCCAAGCGAUUCGCUUUCUUGUGGAUAAUGAUUUUCUUCGUGAAGUGGAGCUCAAACCUGGCCAGGCGGUUGAGGAGAACAAAAUCCAAGUUCUUCCUCAAGAUCAGCUCAGUUCGGAUGAGAGGACGCUAGAGUAA
Messenger RNA from Cyclocybe aegerita, 1293 nucleotides. NCBI's taxonomy places the organism in Eukaryota, Fungi, Basidiomycota, Agaricomycetes, Agaricales, Hemipholiotaceae. The record is from the annotation of a GenBank genome assembly.